Messenger RNA from Callithrix jacchus (white-tufted-ear marmoset), 1044 nucleotides. The record is from RefSeq and is a predicted model, not a curated record. Lineage: Eukaryota; Metazoa; Chordata; Mammalia; Primates; Cebidae.
AUGUACGUUAAAAUUAGCUCAACAGUCAGCUUAGCGGCCUCCAUCGCUGCUUCGCAGGGAGAGCAUGCAGCCGUCUAUUUAUACGCGAAGCCGGCAUUAUCUUCCUCUUCGAGGACGCAGAGACGCAUGACAGCGCGCGGCGGGGAGGAGGACGGCGCCGGGAGCCGGUGCGCGCCACACUGCAGCCCCGCGGGUGGCCGGGGACUUCCUGCAGCCGCGGGUCGGCGCGGGGCGCGCAGGGGCAGGAUCCACGCGGGCCACCCGCGGCCCUGCAGCUCCCAGCGCGCUCCCCGGGCGCGCCCGCUCAGGACUCACUCCCGCCCGUGCCUUACCUCGGUGGAAUCCUUGGCCUUUAGAGAGAGGGCUUAAAAAAAAAAACAACAACAACAAACAGCAGACAAACGAAAAACAAAUUCGAAACCGCCCGGGGACCCUCCCGCAGGAGCAGGGCGCACACACUGGCCAGCUCUAACUCUAGACUGGACUGCAUGUUGACAAGGGUUUCCAACCCAGCUUCCCCGAGGUGCUGCGUGACUCAGUCCUUGCUCAGAUGGUGGUUGCUGUAAAUAGCGGCAGUUUCCCUCCUUCCGUCUCAGAGCACGGUUGGGAAGGGAUUUGCACCAGGGACUCUGCAUUAUAGUCAAGGUCUUGGUAAGAUGGACACGCGCUUCAUCAGCUCUGGACUUCUUGGGACUUCUCGGCAUUCCCAGGUCCGAUUGCCCCGGUGGUGGAAGUCACCUCCCAUGUAUGAUGAAAUAAAUGUCCACACCUAGCAUUUGUGAUAACGUUGUUACAUUGUUUUCAGUUUUUGAAAGAUGCCGCAGAAAGAGGCAAAAGAUGGUACAGCACAACAGCCUGCCCCCCGCCCCCAAAUAGGAGAUCAAAUCUCAAUUCGAAGGGAAAAAGAGGAAUUCUCGGCUUAGAUAUGUAUGCAGCAUAUUUUAUAGUAUGUAUUUUUAUUUAAACAAUUUUGCUUUUCUGUAUUUUACAGUUUUCUUUAUUAAGGAUUUUUAUUUCAUGCUAUUUUUGUAAUACAAACUCUGA